Molecule: messenger RNA, 3044 nt
Organism: Drosophila pseudoobscura
Lineage: Eukaryota; Metazoa; Arthropoda; Insecta; Diptera; Drosophilidae
Gene: Rm62
Product: ATP-dependent RNA helicase Rm62
Exons: 5
Coding region: 35-2251 (738 amino acids)
Cellular component (GO): cytoplasm; ribonucleoprotein complex; nucleus
Molecular function (GO): RNA helicase activity; RNA binding; ATP binding
Source: RefSeq, a predicted model, not a curated record
AGUGCUGUACUAGUCAAAAGAAAAUUAAAUAAAUAUGCUAAAGUUAAUGCAAUACGUGACGCGAAAGUCGUGCGAGACCGUCGCACGGCCGGCGUGCAGCUGGGGCAACUUAUUGAUUUCACCAAGCAGUGCGGAAAAAUGUAUAACGCAACGUCGCCAUUUUCUUUUUUCCUCGACCAACAGAACGACCAGCAGCAGUUUCGCUUUGCUCUGCACAGAACACCCACAACAGUUCCACGGGAGUCCGAGUAGCCCCAGUCGCCAGGAGUCGAGUGUAUCCAGUAUACCCAGAGUAUUAUUACCCAGUAUCUCCCAGGCACAGCGUGCGUUUCGUUUGUCACCCAGACUAUUAGAAACGUCAAGAACAUCCACAUACUCUCUCCCAGAAGCAGACGAGCAAGACACUGUGUCCAAACGUGCGAGGAAAUCGCCUUUUACUGAUCCACACGUGAAUACAGAGGAAAUCAAAAUUGAAGGAGUAAUGGCACCACACGAUCGUGAUUUCGGUCAAAAUUCCCGUGGCGGUCGCGAUGGCCGCGGUGGCGGUGAAGACCGUCGCGGCGGAGGUGGCGGCGGCGGCGGAGGAGGAGGAUCCCGCUUUGGCGCUGGUGGCGGCGGAGGCGAUUACCAUGGCGUCCGCAAUGGACGGAUUGAGAAGCGUCGCGAUGAUCGCGGCGGCGGUGGUGGAGGCGGCGGUGGUCGCUUUGGCGGCGGUGGCGGUGGAUUCGGUGGCGAUCGUCGCGGAGGCGGCGGUAGCCAGGAUCUGCCAAUGCGCCCAGUCGACUUCUCCAAUCUGACGCCGUUCAAGAAGAACUUCUAUCAGGAGCACGCCACCGUGGCGGCCCGUUCCCCGUACGAGGUGCAGCGGUAUCGCGACGAGCACGAGAUCACUGUGCGCGGCCAGGCCCAGAAUCCCAUUCAGGACUUCGGUGAGGUAUACUUGCCCGAAUACGUGACGAAGGAGAUCCGCCGCCAGGGCUACAAGGAGCCGACACCCAUUCAGGCGCAGGGCUGGCCCAUCGCGAUGAGCGGUGCGAACUUUGUGGGCAUUGCCAAGACCGGCUCGGGCAAGACCCUGGGCUACAUUCUGCCCGCCAUCGUGCACAUCAACAACCAGCAGCCGCUGCAGCGCGGCGACGGACCCAUUGCCCUGGUGCUGGCGCCAACGCGUGAGCUGGCCCAGCAGAUCCAGCAGGUGGCCACCGAGUUCGGUUCGUCCUCGUAUGUGCGCAACACCUGCGUUUUCGGAGGCGCCCCUAAGGGCGGCCAGAUGCGCGAUCUGCAGCGCGGAUGCGAGAUUGUUAUCGCCACGCCCGGUCGCCUCAUUGAUUUCCUCUCGUCGGGCGGCACGAAUCUGAAACGAUGCACCUACCUGGUGCUGGACGAGGCCGAUCGUAUGCUGGACAUGGGCUUCGAGCCCCAGAUCCGCAAGAUUGUCUCACAGAUCCGUCCCGACCGUCAGACGCUCAUGUGGAGCGCCACCUGGCCCAAGGAGGUCAAGCAGCUGGCCGAGGACUUCCUCGGCAACUACAUCCAGAUCAACAUCGGUUCCCUCGAAUUGUCAGCCAAUCACAACAUCCGCCAGGUGGUGGAAGUGUGCGAUGAGUUUAGCAAGGAAGAGAAGCUUAAGAGUCUCCUGUCGGACAUUUAUGACACCAGCGAGAAUCCCGGCAAGAUCAUCAUCUUUGUGGAGACGAAGCGACGCGUGGACAAUCUGGUGCGAUUCAUACGCAGCUUCGGCGUGCGUUGCGGCGCCAUUCACGGCGACAAGUCACAGUCGGAGCGUGAUUUUGUCCUUCGCGAAUUCCGUUCGGGCAAAUCGAACAUUCUGGUAGCCACCGAUGUGGCGGCCCGUGGUCUGGAUGUGGAUGGCAUUAAGUAUGUCAUCAACUUUGACUACCCACAAAACAGCGAGGACUAUAUCCAUCGCAUUGGACGGACAGGACGUUCCAACACCAAGGGCACAUCCUUUGCCUUCUUCACCAAGAACAAUGCCAAGCAGGCCAAGGCGCUUGUCGACGUGCUCAGAGAGGCUAAUCAGGAAAUCAAUCCUGCCCUGGAGAAUCUUGCCCGCAACUCCCGCUACGACGGUGGCGGCGGACGCUCCCGAUAUGGCGGUGGUGGCGGCGGCGGCGGUCGUUUCGGCGGCGGUGGCUUCAAGAAGGGCAGCCUGAGCAAUGGACGCGGCUUUGGCGGCGGCGGCGGCGGUGGUGGUGGCGGCGACGGUGGUCGGCACACGCGCUUCGACUAAAGCAAGCAGAAACUAUUAGAAACAGGAGAUUUCAUCAGUAGCAAAACUAAACAGCGCUAGGCCCUAAGUUAAAUUAAGUUCGUAGCCUAAGUUUAAGUUUUCGUACUUUUCAUCGUUUUGUGAGGAAAGAACCACCCCGGACUUGGACUAGACUCUCAGCGACACAAACCGCACUUUGAACAUAGCAUCUUUAUGUUUAAAUGAUUUGUGAAGUGUAAAUUAUUUGUUGCUGCCCCACACCCAAAGGGGCAGACCUUUUCCAUCUGAAAAACUGCAUCAAAAACAAACACUCUUUACUUAAACGCAAAACCAAUUUUCAAAUAUGAUGUGAUAAUUUCUUAAUUUAAUGCAACAACCUAUCACUAAACUAAACAAAAACAAAAAAAACCAAGAAAAGAAAAGCGAGAAAGUAGCGCGUUGUGUGUGUAUGCUGCAACAGGAGAAGUGUAAGGAUGUAAAGGAGAAGGAGGAAGUGUAAGGAUCAUUCCCGUCUGUCCCAUUGAUGACAAUGAGCAAAGGCUGACAUCCCGCUGUACCUGGCGGCAUUUGUUUGAUAAAUUCUUCAAUUUACUUUUUGGAACAUUAACUUUUGGAUACCUUUUUACGGCACAACCAGAGAAUGAGAGAAGUAAGAAAGAACAGAAACCGAAACAGAACACAAAACAAACAGAAACACAUUAACACUAAAUACAAAAGAAAUCUGUAUGUACAAGGAGAAUUUCUCACUUUCAUUUUACUUUUUGGAAAUAUAAUAAACGUGUGUAUACCUACUACUACCUAAAAACCGAAAAAA